Messenger RNA from Centruroides sculpturatus (bark scorpion), 415 nucleotides. RefSeq names its product pre-mRNA-splicing factor ATP-dependent RNA helicase PRP16-like. The transcript is spliced from 3 exons. NCBI's taxonomy places the organism in Eukaryota, Metazoa, Arthropoda, Arachnida, Scorpiones, Buthidae. Bases 50 to 334 code for a protein of 94 amino acids. The record is from RefSeq and is a predicted model, not a curated record.
UUAGUUAGUUAAUUUCUUUGACGAUAUUAUGUAACUAUUUCAGGAAUACAUGCAAUGUGUGACUGCAGUUGAUGGACAAUGGUUGGCCGAAUUGGGUCCAAUGUUCUAUAGCAUUAAAGAAUCGACUAAGUCCCGACAGGAAAGACGCAAAAUGGCCAAGCAGAACCAGAACCAAAUGGAAGAAGAAAUGGCUCUGGCUCAAGAACAGCUGAAACAGAGAAGAGAAGAACAGAAAUCUCGUGAUUGCAUUUCCGUCAGAAAAAAUCAGAUUGCCACACCUGGGAGAUUAGAACCGGGAACACCUCGAAGAACACCAUCGAGAUUUGGAUUGUGAGAAAUCUUGUUGAUUUUAAUUCAUUCGCGAGUUUUAAAAACUUUUUGUAAAUACAAAAAGAAUUAAAAGAUUUUAACGCGA